CAAACAGUCCAGUCUGAGACUCAGCAGGUGAAAGGCAUCAUGGGACAGUCUUUCUCUUUUCAAGAGAGGGUGAUCAAGACUGCCAAUUUACUUUAUGGAGAACUUGAUAGUAUUGCAAAUGUGUACCCUGGUAAACGAGGCAAAAUCACCCUUGAGAAGAGAUUUGAAAACCGCCUCCACUUGAACAAUGUUACAAGAUACUUCACUCUGUCAGCCCUUCAGAUUGACGAUGCUGGGGUUUAUACUGUGGAGAAUACAGAUGAAGGGAAAAAAACAACAAAAUUUGAGCUCACUGUAUACAAUGUUGUUUCCAAACCUCAGGUGACAGAGUGUGACAGCAGCUCCUGUAGUGUGGUGUGUUCUGUGGACAAUGAAAAAGAGGUGACCUUGACCUUGUACAGGGGAGAGGAAAUACUAAACCAAACUCUCCAUUUGGAGGUAGAGGGAAAGAACUACAACUCCACCUACAGCUGUGUGGCUGCCAACCCUGUCAGCAUUGAGACAGUUCUUGUCCCAAAAUGUUGCAGUGAAGAUGGUCAUCCUAAUGAUGCUGACAGUAGCGAGAUGACUCUGGGUAUGGUUAUUAUUGCUGUAUUCUGCAUUCUGGUUGCCUCUGGGCUGGUUGGACUAGCAAUCUAUCUAAGGAAGAGUAGAAAUGAACACUCACAAGGCAGGUAUUUAUCUGUUACAGGUGUGAGCUCACUCCCCAAAGACAAAACAUCUUUAGCCUUGUUUUUUUUGUGUGUAUUUUUUUACAAUCAAUGGUAGUGUUUUGGAAAAGGUAGGAAAUG
Oncorhynchus tshawytscha (Chinook salmon) is the source of this 791-nucleotide messenger RNA. RefSeq lists its product as uncharacterized. Bases 40 to 768 code for a protein of 242 amino acids. The transcript has 3 exons. Lineage: Eukaryota; Metazoa; Chordata; Actinopteri; Salmoniformes; Salmonidae. The record is from RefSeq and is a predicted model, not a curated record.